This is a messenger RNA of Jatropha curcas, 495 nucleotides long. RefSeq names its product Adenine nucleotide alpha hydrolases-like superfamily protein. Lineage: Eukaryota; Viridiplantae; Streptophyta; Magnoliopsida; Malpighiales; Euphorbiaceae. The record is from RefSeq and is marked provisional.
AUGGAAGUAGAUCGGAGAGUGGGCGUGGCGAUUGAUUUCUCGCCGUGCAGCAGGAAAGCUUUGAAAUGGGCGGUGGAUAACGUCGUCCGUGAUGGGGAUCACCUUAUCCUCGUCACGGUACGUCCCGAAGGGAACUAUGAGGAUGGAGAGACGCAGCUCUGGCAGGCCACUGGUUCCCCUUUAAUUCCUCUGAAGGAGUUUUCUGAUCCGGUAACGAUGAAGAAGUAUGGAGUGAAGCCUGAUCCAGAAACCCUGGAUAUUAUAAACACUGCUGCCAACCAGAAACAGAUUGUAGCACUUAUGAAGAUCUUUUGGGGUGAUCCUCGCGAGCAAUUAUGUGAAGCUAUUGACAAGAUCCCUUUGAGCUGCCUUAUUAUAGGCAACAGAGGGCUUGGCAAGAUCAAGAGGGCCAUAUUGGGCAGUGUAAGCAACUAUGUGGUAAACAACGGAAGCUGCCCUGUUACAGUUGUGAAACAGGGUGAUCAUGAAAACUAG